Molecule: messenger RNA, 2763 nt
Organism: Tetrahymena thermophila SB210
Lineage: Eukaryota; Ciliophora; Oligohymenophorea; Hymenostomatida; Tetrahymenidae
Exons: 3
Source: RefSeq, a predicted model, not a curated record
AUUUAUAUCAAAAUUUUAAAAACAAUUUUCUUAAUUAUACAAAGCGACAAUUAGAUUAAGCUCUAUAUAAUACAAAAAAUGUUUAUUUUUUAAAAAUUUGUUAAUAAAAAAAGCGCGCCUACUAAUCAAAAAGAUAUAAACGAUAGUCAAGAAUCUUAAGAAAAUAAUAAGAAAUAGUUUAGCUAAAAAAUAUAGCUUCCUCUAAGGAAAGCUUUAUUUCCAACUUUUUAUUCAAACUAGCCCACUAUAUAAAAUAUUUAUUAGGAUGGAGUUAAAAUUUUAUAAAAGUUAUAAGAAAUAAUUGAAUAGAUAUAAAGUAAUAAGCUAUUAUGCUCCUAAGAAAAUGUUAAAAAAUUAUGGAAAGAAAUUGACCAAGUAUUUUAAAAAUUAGAAGGCACUUAACUGAGCAAUUAGAUAAAAUUAAUAUUUUAUUAGUAUAUCUAUAAAACUCUUAAUAUUUAAGAAUAAGCUAUAGAUUUCAUUUCUGAUGAGCUAAAGUGCUAUGAUAAAGAGAAAUAUAGCUUAAUUUAGUUUUUUAUUUAAUGGUAAUAAUAAUAUUGUAAGCAUUACACUGAGGAGUGUACUUUAUCACUAAACAGAGGACUAAAUAUAUUAAAGAAUUUUAUAGAUUAGAUUGAUUCUUCUUUUGAGAUAUGCUGUUUUUUGAAUUUUUAUUCAUAAGAUAUACUUACUCCACUAGGGUUUUAGCAAAAUGAUAUGCAACAACUACAUUAAAAAAUAAAAAUUGAAAAUUAAAUAUAGGAAUAAACAAUAGUUAAUAUAUUAGAAACUGUGCUUUUUAUCUAUAAUUUGUAACUUUAUUUGCCCUCAUAGUUAGUUAAAUAGAAUUUUCCUUAUCUUAUUUAUAACAAAAAUCUCUUUUAGUAAAAAUAGUCUUAGCAGAUUAAUUCUAAUAAACCUGAUUAAUUAAGUAAAAUAAAUGAGGAAUGUGACAAAAAUAAGUUAAUCCAAUCAACUUUGAAGCUUACGAAAGAUUCAUAUUCUGAUGAUAAAAAUUCUAUCUAACAAAUAUCUAAAGAAUGGGAUAAAUAAUAAAAUAGUAUAGGUGACGAGCAAAUUCAUGAAAGUUAUGAAGAUAUUUAAUUAAAUUAAAGCUUUGAUGAUGCUUAGAGUAAUAUAGUUCAACCAAUAUCUUUUGUAUUAUGGCAAGAAUAUGAAAUUAUAAAAAGAUUUACUAAUUAUAUUGAUUUUAUUUAAUUAUUCAUUGAGAAAGUUAUUGUUUUUAAUUAAUAAGAUGAAUGUACUUCAAAUGUCUCAUUAAAAUCCUCCUCAAGGUAGUCUAUAUGUUAAGAUUAGCAAAAUGAUAUACUAAAGGCAUAAAUAUUAAUAAAGAGUUAUUUUUAUUUAUAAGAAAAUUAAAAAAUCGGAUUAAUAAACUUGUUAAAUUAAGUUUUAGAUAACUUAAAAACAGAUCUAAAUUUUAAUAAACUAAAGCAUUUAACAUAAUUAAUAUUAUUUUUUAUCACUAGUGAUGAAGUGGAAAGCAACCAUAAAAAAAUUAUUUUUUCAAAUAAGCUAAGUUAGGAGCUGUUAAUCCAUUUUCAAAAAUCUGAAUAAAAGAAGAUUCUUAAUCAUUAAAAUAUUAUUUAAAGCGAAUUAAUCUCUAAUUACCAACCCCUACUUGAUUUUUAACAAUGUGUUAUUAAAAAUGGUAAAACUAAAAAAGUUCAUAUAAAUUCGAAAUCAAAGAUAAACAUAAAUGUCGAUAUCUUUGAAAAGCUUUCUAUUGUCAAUCUUUCAAUAGGAAUAUUAAAUAAAGAUAUUAAGCUCUGCAUAAAAUAUCUAGGGCCUUUAGAUACGCCUGAAAAGAUUAAUCCUAUCGAGUUAAUUAGAACUGGCAAAAUAAAUUAAGCACCAUAUCGGAUUAAUUUUUUGGCAGAGUAAGAAGGCAUUUAUUGCAUUGAAUUUAUUAAUUCUUAUUCCUGGUUUGCAAGCAAAGAAAUAGAGUAUAGAAUUAAUAUUCUAACACCUUUUUAAGUUGGCUUAAACUAAUCGAGUUCAUUGACAAAAACUAUAUUUCCUAUAGCUUCAAAACCCUUCCAUUAGAAAGCAGUGGAGCAUUUCUAAGAGAACUAAAAAAUAUUUAAUCAAGCAACUGAUUAAGCUUUACUUGUUUUGAAUUAAAAUAUGCUAACAAUUUUAUAUAAGACAAAUAAUAAUUAGAAAUUUAGUAACAUUAUAGAAAUUUUUAAAAGUAAUGAAAAUUAAAAUAUAUUUGAAACCCUUGAACCUUAAGUAAUUAGCUCAUUAUGUAGCAUAAUAAAUUAAAUUUAUUAAUAAGAUUCAAAAAUAUACUUCAAUAAAAACUCUAAAAAUAAGUUAGUUUUGUAUAUUAUUGUAGACAAUGAAGAAUAAAUAGAAUAUUUUAACAGAGACUCUUUGUUUUAGCUUACUGUUUUACACAAUUUUCCAGUCUCUGAGAUAAUUAUUGAAUCUUAUCCUAAUAUUUUUAUCUAGAUGUUUUUAAUGUAAAAAGGUAUAAUUUAUAAGUAAAAAAUAAUACUUUAUUGGUAAUAUAAUAACAAUCUUUAUAAAUCUAAUAAUUAUGAAUGUGCUCAGCUAGUUGAAAAUAAUUUUGAUGAGGUAUACUAGAUCUCAUAUGACUAAAUUUCGUAGAAUUAGGUCUUAAUAAUAACAAAAUCAAACUUUGAAGAAAUUAAUUAAUCAGAUCAAAUAUUAAGAGUAAAAAAUGAAUUAUAAUAACACAACUUUAUUUUAUAAAUUAAUAACUUAUUUUAAUGA